Messenger RNA from Drepanopeziza brunnea f. sp. 'multigermtubi' MB_m1, 3390 nucleotides. RefSeq lists its product as uncharacterized. NCBI's taxonomy places the organism in Eukaryota, Fungi, Ascomycota, Leotiomycetes, Helotiales, Drepanopezizaceae. The record is from RefSeq and is a predicted model, not a curated record.
AUGAACCACCCCGACCCCGCGAACGACCCCCCAACGGCCAAUGUCCGCCUACGCCCCCCCCUCACGCCCACUCCGCACAUUCCCCAGCCACUAAAUCCGUCCAAUGCACGCGCCUUCAGCGCAGUCUGGGAGAACGAGAUUGCACGCGUGAUGCUCGCCAGCACGCAGAGCGACGAGGACUGGGAGCGGCUUCGAGAGCGGAGGGCGCAGGCGGAGAGAGCGAGGAGGUGGGUUUCGGAGGAGGAGGUGGCUGCUGCGGGGAUUAUGGGUGGUGGUGUGGAGGAAGAGAGGAUGAGGAGGAAGGGAAUGGUUGAGGGAUGGGGGGAUGGGGACGGGGAGGGGGAGGGGAGUUUGAUAAAUGUGGAGGUGCAUGAUGAGAUGGAUGUAGAUGCGAUGGAUGUGGACAUGGAUACCGACCAGUGCGAUCAGAAGGUGAAGGGCAAAGGGAAAGAGAAUGCAACAGACGAAAACACCCGCGACUGGUUCGUCCGCAUGUCCAGCGCGCCCGAACUGCUGAUGGAGCUGGCGAAAUACAUGGACAUGCCCUCCCUCCUCACCCUUUACAGCAUGUCCCAGCCCUUCAAUAACAUCCUCAACGGCCACCUCUCACACGCGCUACGCGCCUGCGCCGCCGCCCAAGCUCCAGAGUCCUCCCGCGUCUUUCCCUUCACGCUGUACGAGUCGCUCUGCAUGCCGGACCCCGUAGGUAGGCCGCAUCCCAUCCGUAAAGAGGAGGUGCGCAAGGUUCCCAGCCUGCGCUGGCUGCAGAUGGUCGUUCACCGAGAGAAAAGCGUGCGCGACAUCCUGGCCUGCCUCGCUCGGCAGGGCCACCGCACGCCGGCCGGCAUGAGCCUCACUCUCAAGAAGAUGUGGCUGGUUAUGGACAUAUCGACGAGCGCGCGCCGCGCCCAGGUCAUGCACAGCAGAAGCUACUUCACGAAUAUGGAUCUGUACAACAUCCAGCUGUUUGUCGUGAAGCUGGAUAUGCGAUUCAACGACCCGAUUGAUGGGCCGGCAGACGAUCACCUGCGUAAGCUUAUGUUGGGGCAGAAGGGCUUGACGCCGCUACGUAGGAUGUUGAGGCGGGAGAGGUUCACGAAGGAGGUGGAUGUUAUCAAGGCGGCGAUUCGAUAUGAUUGGGCGCCGCCGGAGGAAUAUGCGCAUCUGAGUCUUUUUGGGAUAGGGUACGAUGAGGUCGGCACGGGACAUCUUGAGGGCUGGGGCAAGGGAAACGCGCAUUUGGAUCGGCCAGAUGAGCUGGUGGUGAUGGAGAGCGUGAAGAGGGGAUUGCGUCUGAAGAACCAUAUCAUAGGGAUGAUGCUGUGGGGGUACGUCGAUCCGGUGACAGGGCUGGACACGCCACCGACCGACGACGAGAAGUACAUGUCUGAUGAGGGCGAGAAACCGGAGCACCCACUCAAGCAGGACUACGACUGGUUUGAGAUUGAGCCGCCGGUGUACGAGGAGAGCGAGCAGCUGAAGGAGUCGAACAACCCUAGGUAUGCGAUACAGAAGCAGAGGGAGAGGGAGAAGUCGAAGGAUGAGGAGAAGAGGAUGAGGAAUUUUGAGAGGAGGAUGGCCGGGGGACUGAAGAGGAGGAGGGGGAGGGUGGCUACGCUGGCGAAGACGAUGGUGGUUGACAUUCCGAAUGCGGGCGAGUCGUCUACUGCCACUCUGCCUAUUAUCGUCACUACUCGUCUUGAUGAUCCACGGGAGGGUGCUCAGGAGCGUGGCCAUGCUGCUGCCACCGAGAACGCCGGAACUCGACCAGAGCCCGGCUCUCGACCAAAUCUUCCAGCUCGUCCUCAACCUCCUCUGCCGCCUUUGAAGCCUCGAUCAAGAGCUGCGGUUGAAAUUGCUGCUGUGAGCAUGGCACACAGAAUGAGCCCGGCAAAUGCUUUUCGACCUGCCGCUCCGAUCCAGGCAGUCCAAAACACAAAUGCUCUCGGUAGAGGCCAGCCGAUUAUCCCUCAGCCUGCCGCUCCAACUCAAGCAGUCCAGAAUAUCAAUACUCUCGGUAGAGGCCAACCUAUGCAAGUUCCUGCCGCUCAACAGGCGGGAAUCCAUGGGAUGGGUAGAGCUCAGAAUACUGCGGCUCCUACGGGCCAACAGUUCGGCCCCUCUGCUGCCUCCCAAGCAAAUACUCAGAACUCCCACACUCUUGGAAGUGGCAGAAGCCAAUCACUUCCCGGUCCUACCAACGCUUCACAUAUGGGCACCCAUGGCUUGGUUAGAUCUCAGGGUACCGCCACUCCUGCUGCUCAGCAUUUCAGUUCUCCUGCUACUCCUGCAAGUGGCAGAGGCCAGCCUGCUCAUGGUGCUGGCUCAGCGUCGAAUCAGCAUAUGAGUGCUCUAGGCUCCGGCAGAAGCCAACCGUCUGCGCUUCCUACUGGACAACAAGCCAGUCUCUCAUUUACGUUACAGCCAGUUGUCCAGAGCAUGAGCACUCUUGGACUUGGAAGCAGCCAGCCUUCGCAAUAUCCUUCAUUUUUUCAGCAGAUCGACGAUCUUGCUACAAGCACGUCACCAGCCCUUCGCCCUGCUACUGCCCAGAGCCCAACCACCCAGAGAGGCGCUCAGCACAUGCAAGCUUUUGGAAUGGCUGCUGCUCAGCAUGGUGCCGCAACAUCUCAGGGAGCUGUUCCGCAGACCACGAGACCUCAUCCUCGUGCCGCCAGCCCAGGACUCCAGAAUCCGAAUCCCCUUGGUCUUGGUAGAGGUCAAAUUACCGCGCCUCAAACCACACCCAUCAACUCUACAACUCAGAGUAUCAAUGCUGUUGGGCGUAGGAGAGCCGUUGCCUUCGGCUCUGGCUCCUCUGCACCUUCUACUUGGAUGGGAGGCCGGAAUAGGAACGGCCGUGGUCGCCGUAGAGAAAAUCCUGCGUUUCCUCAGGAUACAUCACCUGGCUCGGCGAACGCUCAACCGUUAACAAAUCAGCAAUCUCAUGAUCCCACUAGAGCUCAAAGUAUGCAUACUCUGAGAAGCGAUCCGGGUUCCGCAUUUGGGCUUCACCCUGCUGCUACCGCCCAAGGCCCAGCUGCCGCUGGCUUUUUCCCUCCUCCGCAGCAGCAACUUCUCCCUCAACCUACUACUUUCUCGGGCACCGUCCAUCUCGGCGCUCAGCACAAUCCUGCUAUGAGAAUUGGUCCGGGCGCUCAGACUUUCGGUGCGCAGCAGCGAGCUCCGACUGAACCACAACUUACGCAGCAACAAGCUACGACUCAACAACAGCAAUUUCCUGCUCCGCAAGCUGCUGCAAUUCCCCAGCAAGCAAUACCUCGGCUUGGGGCGCUGUUUGCCCCUUAUACCACCGAGAUAGAGGUUGCGAUGUCAGGAGUGAUGACUUGGGUGCUGGAUGGUGAGACGGGAGCGCGGAGGAUCAACUGA